CUCUAAGUAGUUUUCCUGCACUGCCUUGCUUCUAUUGGUUCUUUUUGAUAUCUAGAAUCAAUUGAGUUAUGGUGUUGCUGUUAACCAUGAACAGUAUGAAUAUACAAAGAUUAAUGAAGUGUUUGUAUCAUCAGAUAGUGCUGAAUGUACAUACAUUAAAAUAGGUUAUCUUAAGCUCUCGGCCUAACGUUCCAUUGAUGUCGGCAUUUUAUAAAUAAUGGCGCCGCACGAUGCGUCUUAUCAAAAAUUUGGCAACAUUUGCCGGCUUUGUUUAAAGCAGGAAACUGUAAUGUCUUCGCUUUUUGAGGGAAAGAACAACGAUGAUGACAAGUCCAUACUUGCAGAAAAAAUAACCUGUAUAGCACCGGUCGAGAUUAAAGAAGAUGAUGGAUUGCCACCUACUGUGUGCCAGUCCUGUCGACAGUUGGUUAAUAGAUUUUAUGAUUUUCGUAUUUUGGUGGAGAUCUCUGACCAGACUUUACGUUCUUGUCUGCAAGAAGUUGCAUACGAUUCAAAGAUCAAAAUGGAAAUUUUCAAUGAAAAUGCUAAUAUUGAAUGUACCAAGUUCUUAACUGAUAGCGACUUACUAGAUGAUGAUGUAGAUGAGUUUACGGUAAAUGCUGUUCUUUUACCAACGGAAAGUGGUAUUCAAGUAUGGAAAAUAAAUGAUGAUGAUGAUGAUGUUCAAGUCACAAAGGACAGAGAUCUAUUUGGUGCUAAUGGUGAUAAUUUGAAGACAAAUUCACAAGAGAAAAGUGAUUCCGAGGUCGACGAUUUAGGGGUUCAUCAUUUAUUAAGCAAAGAAAGUUUUAAUAAGGAUGAAUUUUCAGGUCAAUUUAAAGAAAGUUAUAGUUGUGCAUACUGCGACAAUUUAUUUUUAGAGAGCGAAGUUUUGUCAAAGCACAUGGAUCUUCACAGAGAUGUAGAAAGUGAGGUGUGCGAUAUACGUGAAAAUACUAUCAGUUGCCAACUGUGUUGUGAAACCUUAGAAUCUAUGGCGGAUCUAAAGCAUCAUAUUUCUGAGCACUUUGACAACGAAAAGGAGAUGGAUAAUAAGACUGAUAAUAUUGAAAAUGAGAUGGAAGGCUGCAUUUUAAGGGAAGAAGUAUAUGAAAACAAUACAAUAGAAUCAAAUAUCCUCAAUAAUGAUCUAGUUAUACAAGCAUUAGACAAAGACAAUGAAGGAAUCUCUGCACAACAAUUUGUUUGCCUUCAGUGCGAUGUUGCAUAUCCAACGAAAAAGGAAUGUAUUACACAUGCUAAAGAACAUUUGUCAUCCAAACAAUUUAAGUGCAAAUAUUGUCCAAAAAUGUUUUUAAAAACGAGUUCUAGGAGAUAUCAUGAAGAAGGUCACACACGCGAUACUAAGUAUGUGUGUGUCAUAUGUACAAAGUGCUUUGCAAAGAAGUCGGAUUUAAAGUAUCACGAGGGUUCGCACUUGGACUCGCCAUCAGUUUGUACAGUAUGUAAUAAGUCAUUCCUUAAUAUUCAAUCGUUUAAAAUACAUAUGAAGCGGCACAUAUUAGGAAGCAGAUACAAUUGUGAACUCUGCGAAAAGAGUUAUUAUACAAGUUCAGAAUUAGCUAGACAUAUUCAAAAGCAUUCCGGUAAGAGAGCACACCCAUGUGACUUAUGUGAAAUGUCCUUUUUGUCAAAACCAGAACUGAAUAGACAUUUAAAAUACCAUAGCGGAGAAAAGAAGUUCAAAUGUAACGUGUGUUUUAAAUCUUACUUUGAAUCUGGCCACUUAAAAGUUCACGAAAGGGUGCAUACCGGAGAGAAACCAUUCGUUUGUACCGUGUGCAAUAAAGCUUUUAUUACUAAAUCAAAGCUGGUAAGACAUGUGAAGAUUCAUGUUAAAGACCAAAUAAUAAUGUGUGAUAUUUUACCUGUUCAGAAGUAAACAGGGUCAUUGUAAUUUAAUUAGUGAAUUCAUUGCUUCAGAAUAUUUUUGAAACUUUAGAAAUUGAUGGUUAUUAUAUUUCUGCAAAACAUUUGUAUGCAAAUGUUGUUUGAAAGAAUGUUUUAUUUUCAUUGUACUUAUUAGAGUCCAGAAGUUUUACACGCUGGACAAACUAUUUCUGUAAUAAAUUCAUACGAAAUA
Orussus abietinus is the source of this 2104-nucleotide messenger RNA. Its product is annotated as zinc finger protein 25. The record is from RefSeq and is a predicted model, not a curated record. The transcript has 4 exons. Gene Ontology annotation, molecular function: zinc ion binding; RNA polymerase II cis-regulatory region sequence-specific DNA binding; DNA-binding transcription factor activity. The coding region runs from base 218 to 1903 and encodes 561 amino acids. Gene Ontology annotation, cellular component: nucleus. Gene Ontology annotation, biological process: regulation of transcription by RNA polymerase II. Lineage: Eukaryota; Metazoa; Arthropoda; Insecta; Hymenoptera; Orussidae.